Messenger RNA from Exophiala bonariae, 1656 nucleotides. RefSeq lists its product as uncharacterized. NCBI's taxonomy places the organism in Eukaryota, Fungi, Ascomycota, Eurotiomycetes, Chaetothyriales, Herpotrichiellaceae. The transcript has a single exon. Gene Ontology annotation, biological process: GPI anchor biosynthetic process. Gene Ontology annotation, cellular component: endoplasmic reticulum. Bases 1 to 1656 code for a protein of 551 amino acids. The record is from RefSeq and is a predicted model, not a curated record.
AUGUAUAUACUCUCCUUUGCCAACAGACUAUUGCGUCUUCUCGUUCCGUUAGCCCUUUGUUUGACCACCUAUCUUUAUUCCUAUGUUGUAUUUCACGGCUGCGUCUUCCCUUCGACAGAUGCCUCUCAUUUGAAUGCUUGGUCCCAGACCUUUCGCCAACAUUGGCCAUUUGUUCAGACGUCCUCAGACCCGACAAAUGCUUCAUUGCGUGCUCCAUUUCGUCUACUUGUCCUAGCCGACCCUCAACUGGAGGGCGACAGCUCGCUGCCAACCCCGGAAAAUGCGUUUCUUGCAAAAUUGACAAGACAAUGGACGCGGAUUAGGACAAGAGACAGCGCACCCAUAUAUCCCCUCAUGUUCGAUGUCACACGUCAGGUCUUCCUUCGAGACAUCCCAGACGCCCUUCAGGCGGCGCGAAAACGCCUUGAUCUGUUUGGGAAUGACUAUUACCUAGGCCAUAUCUAUCGAACCCUGCACUGGUGGAAUCAGCCUACUCAUGUUACCGUGCUCGGAGAUCUAAUUGGGAGUCAGUGGGUGACCGAUGAAGAAUUCGAAUGGCGUGGGUGGAGAUAUUGGAACCGCGUUUUCGCGAAUGGUCACAGGGUGCAAGACGAGCUCACCAGUUCCGCGGAGGAUGAUGGGGAAAUCACCUAUGAUAUGACCGAUCCUGCUUGGGCAACAAGAACAAUCAACAUUGCGGGCAAUCAUGACAUUGGAUAUGCUGGAGACGUCUCUGACAGGAGGAUGGAACGGUUCGAAAGAGUCUUUGGCAAGGCAAAUUGGGAUGUCAGAUUUCAGUAUGCCCAGGUCAGCAACAGAUCGGAAGAUACUUCUCUCGUGGAACCAUCUAUCCACUUGAUUGUUCUAAACAGCUUAGUCUUGGAUGGCCCAGCUCUGUCCAGAGACCUACAGGGUCAGAGCUAUGAUUAUCUCAACACUCUAAUCUCCAAACGACUUCGCCCCGUGGAAGACCGGUCUUCUUUCACCCUGCUCCUGACGCAUCUCCCUUUACACAAAGGACAAGGUGUUUGUGUUGACGCGCCACACUUUGAUUAUUGGGGCGACGACGACGGUGGUGGUAUCUACAAGCCUCAUGGAGUAAAGGAACAGAACCACCUGAGUGAAUAUGCCAGUCAUCAAGGGACUCUCGAAGCUCUCUUUGGCAUGACAGGAAACACGGGUGCUCCUGCACUUGGAAAGGGGAGAAAAGGCCUUAUUUUGAAUGGGCAUGACCACGAAGGCUGUGAUACAUGGCACUCCAUCCCUAAGGACACAAUCUACACCUUCAAUGGAGAGAAUUCUUCUGAGCAACCCAAGACUACGUGGAACGCUACACACUGGACGCACGCCAUCCGGAGUCAGUCGCACACUGGCAUACGUGAAGUCACACUACGAAGUAUGAUGGGUGACUACAGUGGAAACGCGGGCCUACUGAGCGCCUGGUUUGACUUUGAAAGCGGAGAGUGGGAGUAUGACAUCCAAAUGUGCAGUUUGAACGUGAAGGUUUGGUGGGCUGUCCACGUUAUCGACGUUAUUUCCAUUGUCCUGCUCCUGUUUGUCCUUGUAUGCUAUUGUCUGAGGAGUGCAGAAAAGACAGUCAGGUCAACCCCUGCACCUCCCAAGCUGGUCUCGAGGCUGUCUGUUAAGGAGAAAUAG